Molecule: messenger RNA, 1962 nt
Organism: Tupaia belangeri chinensis (Chinese tree shrew)
Lineage: Eukaryota; Metazoa; Chordata; Mammalia; Scandentia; Tupaiidae
Gene: MSL3
Product: MSL complex subunit 3
Biological process (GO): chromatin organization; regulation of DNA-templated transcription
Cellular component (GO): nucleus; NuA4 histone acetyltransferase complex; MSL complex
Source: RefSeq, a predicted model, not a curated record
AUUGUCGAUGUUAUUGUUGGGAAAGACGAAAAAGGCAGAAAGAUCCCAGAAUAUCUGAUCCAUUUUAAUGGUUGGAACAGAAGCUGGGAUAGAUGGGCAGCCGAAGAUCAUGUGCUUCGUGAUACCGAUGAAAAUCGUAGAUUACAGCGGAAAUUGGCAAGAAAAGCUGUAGCUCGCCUGAGAAGCACAGGAAGAAAGAAGAAACGCUGCAGGUUGCCCGGUGUUGACUCUGUCUUAAAAAGCCUCCCCACUGAAGAAAAAGAUGAAAAUGAUGAAAACUCAAUAAGCAGUUCCUCUGGUGCCAGUAGUGAAGAAAAGGAUGAAGAAAUAAGUGAAGAAAGUGACAUUGAAGAAAAGACUGAAGUGAAAGAAGAAUUGGAGCUCCCAACAAAAAGAGAAAUGGAAGAAAGAACAAUAACUAUAGAAAUCCCUGAAGUUCUGAAGAAGCAGCUUGAGGAUGAUUGUUAUUAUAUUAACAGGCGGAAACGGUUAGUGAAGCUUCCAUGCCAGACCAACAUCAUCACUAUUUUGGAAUCCUAUGUGAAGCAUUUUGCUAUCAAUGCAGCGUUUUCUGCCAAUGAGAGGCCUCGUCACCAUCACACUAUGCAGCAUGCCAGCAUGAACGUGCAUUAUAUCCCAGCGGAAAAAAAUGUCGACCUUUGUAAGGAGAUGGUGGAUGGAUUAAGAAUAACGUUUGAUUACACGCUCCCGUUGGUUUUGCUUUAUCCAUAUGAACAAGCUCAAUAUAAAAAGGUGACUUCAGCUAAAUUUUUUCUUCCAAUUAAGGAAAGUGCCACAAACACUAAUAGGAGCCAGGAGGAGCUGUCUCCCAGCCCACCUCUGCUGAAGCCAUCCACACCACAGUCCACUGAGAGUCAGCUGACCACGGGUGAACCAGCCACCCCCAAAAGGCGCAAAGCUGAGCCAGAAGCACUGCAGUCUCUGAGGCGCUCUACGCGCCACAGUGCCAACUGUGACAGGCUGUCUGAGAGUAGUGCCUCACCUCAGCCCAAGCGCCGGCAGCAGGACACGUCUGCCAGCAUGCCCAAGCUGUUCCUGCACCUGGAAAAGAAGACACCUGUGCAUAGCAGAUCCUCUUCACCUAUCCCUCUGACUCCUAGCAAGGAAGGGAGUGGUGUGUUUGCUGGCUUUGAAGGGAGACGAACUAAUGAAAUAAACGAGGUCCUGUCCUGGAAGCUUGUGCCUGAUAAUUACCCGCCAGGGGAUCAGCUGCCUCCACCCUCUUACAUUUAUGGGGCACAGCAUUUGCUGCGAUUGUUUGUAAAACUUCCAGAAAUCCUUGGAAAGAUGUCCUUUUCUGAGAAGAAUCUGAAGGCUUUACUGAAGCACUUUGAUCUCUUUCUGAGGUUUUUAGCGGAAUACCACGAUGACUUCUUCCCAGAGUCAGCUUACGUCGCUGCCUGUGAGGCACACUACAGCACUAAGAACCCCCGGGCUAUUUAUUAAAGUUGUGUGGGUCUGUACAAGCAGUUGUUUUCUCUAGAUUUGUGCUCUGGGUUUCAGGUGGAGAACUAGUGAAGCAGUGGGCCUUCUUUAAAGAGAGUGCAAACAUGGCAGAGUUAGUCCCAGUCCCUGUGAUUUGAGUUGCCCACCUAUUGUAGUUAUUUCUGUUAAGAAUUACUGCUGGGGUGCCCGCCUGUGCCUUGACAUGACACUUGCCACCACACAGGCUGCCUGUGAUUGCAGGAAAAGAGCAGCUGUGUUCACAAUGAAACAUUUGUGAAUGUACACAUAGGCUAGGCUGCUUUGGUAGGCAUUCCAGUUAGUUGUCAGCGAGAACCACAUUGUUUAGUUAUUUGUUAGCAUUUAACACGGUGUUUUUACACACUGUUUUCAUUCUUGUGAUGAGGCUAAGCAACUCUGUUUAACAAAUUCUGAUCUGUAUUUGGAAACUGCAAAGUAGUCUCAGUAUUUUAGAGAGAAUUGAUAUCGAUGGGGGGG